AUGGUUGCGUCUAUCGAGGCCUUACCGCCAGAGCUAUACACCGCAAUUAUCGACUACAUACCUGCACAGGAUGUACAACAGACCGUGCUAUCCCUCACUCGUGCUAUCCCCCUCUCGCCCAUUCCUCUUUACCACUUGUUCGAGCGUGUCCGCCUGAAGUACUCUGAUCAAGUUGUACACCUCUAUCGCCGACUCAGAAAGAGUGCUGAGGAUGCUGCCUGCGUUCACCAUUUUUCUCUGGAGACCUGGAAGGUCGACGCCGAUGUCGUCGUUAAUCUAGUGGCUAUUUUGCCGCAGCUGUCCCACCUCAGUCUAUUCAUUGGGCCAAAUUUUGCCCCGGAACAUCUGGAAGAGAUGUUCGAGGACCCAAUGCAGGGGCUGAAGUUCAUCUCCCUCAGAUUCAGGCCAUAUGUUCAGACAGCGACCUAUUAUCAGUUCCUCAAGGGAGCGUACUUUGACUCCACAUUGACGGCUUUCUCUCGCUGGCCAGCAGAUAAUCUUCCUACGCUGUCCAUAGUUCAGGACCCGCUCGAUCCCUCCAUCGCCCCAAAUAAGUUCGCCCAGCCUCUAGUGUUCUUCCGCCUCGAUCCCCUGUCCCAGCUCGCCCGCUCGCCAUUCGUAGAAAACUUGGUCAACUUCCGUCUACGAAUACCCGCUCGGCAAGGUGCGCGAUUCCUAUACGCCUUCCCGCGCUCGCUGCCCAAGCUCCAGUCACUCGACAUGUCCACCAGCAAGGUCGCCGAGAAUGACGUUGAGAGUAUGCUCGCGCGCUUCGGGAACUUAAAAACGCUCGUGCUCGACGGGUGCUUCCUCGUCAGCCAGCGUGCCGAUGGGCAGGACGCACAGGACGCAUUUUCCCACUGGGUAACGCUCGGGAAGAUCAUGUCCCUCGCAGGAGUGAAGUAUGCGCGCGAAAGGGAGAAGAAGCUCAAGGAGUGGCUGGAAGUAAACCAUGCGCAGGCUACUCUUGCCGCGCUCCGGCUCGCAGAUGGUACAGAUUCCCUGCCUGAACCCGAGCCCGAGCCAGCUCGUCGGAGGGCGAGGCGUGGUCGGCGGGGUGUGUCAACCGCGACCAUCUCGCUGCGCAAUUCUCCUCCGCGUCCUUCCGCUGCGCUACCUGCGAUCUCCUCUUCCAGCGCACUGUCUUCCAAGACACCCGCUGUCCCAAGGGUUCGCAUCUUCCCCGCAAUCGCGACCAUCCGGUCUAUAGCAACAACGGCACCUGCCUUCGUCGGCGUUGAAAAGCAUGCAGAGAUACGUGCAGAGUUCGAGCGUGGCUGGGAGGCGGGCAUCGCGCAGAUAUCUACUAUAUAUGGUAGACUGAGGCAGAGCUGGCGGAACGGAAUCCGAGUGGUCAAGACCGACGACGAUUUCAAUGCAGAUGGUGAAGGUUCUGAGGUAGGGUUUAAUGGGCUGAAAGAUGUGGUGGAGGAAGACUUUGAUGUUGACGUCGACGGCGAAGUAGGCAAGUGUCCGUCUCUCUGCUUGGCGGGACCAGGUCGCAGCGAAAAUCAUGUAGAUGGAUGUGGCCACCAAGUCGGCUGGGAAGUCUUCCAGGACGAGCUUUAA
Fibroporia radiculosa is the source of this 1569-nucleotide messenger RNA. RefSeq lists its product as uncharacterized. NCBI's taxonomy places the organism in Eukaryota, Fungi, Basidiomycota, Agaricomycetes, Polyporales, Fibroporiaceae. The coding region runs from base 1 to 1569 and encodes 522 amino acids. The record is from RefSeq and is a predicted model, not a curated record. The transcript has 3 exons.